Postia placenta MAD-698-R-SB12 is the source of this 4238-nucleotide messenger RNA. RefSeq lists its product as hypothetical. Gene Ontology annotation, molecular function: translation initiation factor activity; protein binding; mRNA binding. Lineage: Eukaryota; Fungi; Basidiomycota; Agaricomycetes; Polyporales; Adustoporiaceae. The record is from RefSeq and is a predicted model, not a curated record. Bases 85 to 3960 code for a protein of 1291 amino acids. The transcript is spliced from 7 exons. Gene Ontology annotation, cellular component: eukaryotic translation initiation factor 4F complex.
AGGCAGGUCAUCUUUUACGACCGACCUUCACGCGAAGAAAACCAAAAAGAUCAUAUCACAUCGCCGCGCAAUCGUAGCCAUUCAAUGAGCAAAUCCUCCACGGCUUCUGCACCAAAGAUUCAGACGCAGCUCCCUCAAAAGUCAGCUUGGCUAAGGGGCCCGCCGCAGAGCUCUUCUUCAGCACCCUCACCACGUUCCCAGUCACCAGCACCCAAUCAGGGCGCCCCUCAACCGACCCACUCUAGGCGGCCGAGCACGCUAGGCCAAGGUGUCUCGUUCAAGGAUGGUGUCGCAGGGUCGUCGGUGACCUUCGGUUCGAUAGACGACGUGACUGCACCGAUCUCAUCCUCGCCUGCAGCGGUACCGCCUAUCAAGUCGGAAGGUGUCAAGACGUUCGGUUCUGUUCCAGCGACGUCGACUUCAGCUCCUGCAAAUAUCAAACCUUCCACCUCGUCGUCGUCGCAAACACCGUCUACGCAGUCAAAAUUUGAUGUCAAAAAGCUCUUCCAGGCACCCAGCGCACCAGAGCCUUCGUCUGAGCCGCCAGCGAUCUCUUCGCCCUCGACGCGGUCAUCACAACUGCCGCAGUCUUCACCCCAGACUUCGCACGCCCAGCCGUCGCCGAUGGGACACGCAUACCAGACAUUUGUUCCGGGUGGUCUCCGACCAUCACAGAAUGGUGCUCAGCCCGGCGGCCCGCCUCGUUCACCGGUGUACCCACGCCAGAUACCGAAUGGACAGGUGAAUGGUGCGAAUGGGCGACCGAAUGGUGCGCAAAUGCCGCAGACGUCUGGUCCUGGGCCUAUGCCCACGGCGAUGCCGAGCCCACGGAUGGGUCACCCGCACGGCGGUCAGCCCGCUGGACUGCCUCAUGUACCCCCUCCUGUUCCGGUGCCAGGAUGGCCCGGCUACUAUGCGCGCGAAGAGGAGGAGAGGAAAAAGGCCGAGGAAGAGGAGCGUGUACGCAAAGAGAAGGAGGAGGAGGAGCGUGUACGCAAGGAGGCGGAGGCGGAGGCGGAAGAGCGGAAGAAGAAGGAGGAGGAGGAGCGGUUACGCAAAGAAGAGGAGGAGAAGGAGCGGGUGCGCAAGGAAGAGGAGGACAGACAGAAGGCCAAGGAAGAAGAGGAGGAACGAUUGCGUAGAGAGGAAGAAGAGCGAGCAGCAAAGGAAGCUGAAGAAGCGAAGGUGGAAGCAGCAGAGCCACCAGAGCUUGAGCCGGAGGAGGGCGAGGUUCAAGAGACGGAAGAGCCCGAGUCUGUCGAAACCGAGGAGGCCAAAGACGCGCCACAGGACAAAGCAUCUACCGACAAAGCGUCUUUACGCAUCGACACGGCCCUGACCAGCCCUGAAGGCGCGCGGCGACGCCCGGGCCACCUUGACCUAUCCCUUGCCAAAUCUCAAACUAUCCCUCAACCCCUUCCCUCCGCUCUGGCCACUGCGCGCAUUAUUGAGGAUCUGGGUAGCGUCUCGUACCCCGACGGUAUUCAGAGCCCCAAGGUCGAACUCAACGUCAACGCGAAGCAGGGCAAGUUCCGCUACGACCGCGAUUUCCUACUCCAGUUCAUGGCUAUCUGCAAAGAGAAGCCAGAUUCCCUCCCUCCACUAGACGCCAUUGGCCUUGAACCCGCUGAUCAAUCCUUCCCGAUGAGCCGUGGCGGCUCUGGUCGUCGUUCAUCCACUGCCGCUAUGCCCCCUCCUGCCUCCACCAUCUCUCGCCAGGCAUCCGUUGGUCUCGGCAUCUCCGGCUACAACAAGGGCUCCGGCCCUUUCAACAUGGGUCAAUUCGCCACGCCCAACAACAGCAGGAUGACGACGAGCGACGAUCGAUUCGCGGCUUCGCAAGGAGGUCGGUCGACGUCAAUGUCUGGUGGCGGUCCACCAGCCAUGGCAUUCGGACGUCCAACCACUAUGGUCCGUUCGUCAAGUCAAGGUGGCCCUGGUGGACCCCAACUGAACAAUAAGCGUACCCGGAGCAAGCGUGGCGUUGACCGUGCCGAGCACAGCAAGGCCAAUGCUGGCGGUUCAUCCGCGUUUGGCUCCAAUUCAAUGCAACAAGGUCUGAUGUCCCUCGAGCCCGUUGCACCCCUGGAGCAGUCCGCCAACCGCUGGACGCCGCAGAGCAUUGCCAAGAAGCCUCAGCAAGGCGAAUCAGAGUCGGAUAUUGUGGACCGUAAAGUCCGCUCGCUGCUCAACAAGCUUACUAUGGAGCGCUUCGACUCUAUCUCCGAUCAGAUCAUCUCAUGGGCGAACAAGUCCGAGAAGGAAAAGGACGGACGUACCCUCAUCCAGGUCAUCCGGCUCGUCUUCGAGAAGGCGACGGACGAGGCCGCGUGGUCAGAGAUGUACGCGCGCCUAUGCCGCAAGAUGAUGGAGCAGAUCAGCGCCAACGUUCAGGACGAGGGUAUCAAGAACAACGAGGGCAAACCUAUCGCAGGCGGCCAACUCUUCCGGAAGUAUCUUCUCAACCGCUGUCAAGAAGACUUCGAGCGUGGGUGGGUCGCAAAGGAGGCCACGGCGGUUGCAGCCGCGACAAAGGCAACUGAGGACCGCGCUGCCAAGGCGGCUGCUGAUACAAACCCCAACGCCGACGAGAGUGCCCUCUACUCUGAAGAGUACUACGCUGCGCAGAAGGCAAAGCGUCAGGGUCUUGGUCUCAUCAAGUUCAUUGGCGAGCUAUUUAAGCUGCAGAUGCUUACGGAGCGUAUCAUGCAUGAGUGUAUCAAGAAAUUGCUCGGCAACGUCGAGAACCCUGAGGAGGAGGAGAUCGAGAGCUUGUGCAAGCUCUUGACUACCGUUGGCCAGUCGCUCGAUACUCCCAAGGCGCGCGCCCACAUGGAUGUGUAUUUCUCACGCAUGAAGGAGUUGUGCAAGAACCCCAACGUCAAUUCGCGUAUGCAGUUCAUGUUACAGGAUAUCAUUGAGCUGCGGGCCCGCAACUGGGUGCCACGAAACCAGGUUGCUGCCCCGACGACGAUCGCUGCUAUCCACGAGCAGGCUGCUAAGGAGAAGGCUGUCCAUGAGAAGGAGGCUUACCAGCGCACGCUCAGCAUGUCCCGGGGUGGAUCCAGACGCGGAGGCGAACGUGGUGAUCACUCCCAGAUCGGUCCCGACGGUUGGGCGGUUGCCGGCGGCAACGUGCCGCGAGCACAGCCCAAGGCCGGCGACCUCUCGAACUUCGGCAAGAUACAAAAGGCUGCUCCCAUGACUUUCGGACCAACGAGCGUCUUCGCGGGCAAGAAGGAGAACAAGAGCCGCGAAUCUACGAUGACUCGCGCUGGUUCACAGAACAUGUUCUCCAAGCUCAUGGAGAAUCCCGAACUCGCGACGGAGGCAGCGUCAUCCAAAUCGAGUCGACCACCAAGUCGCAAGCCCAGCGUCGACUUUGGUGCGGCUGGUGCACCCGAAGUGCCGCUUCAGCGCAGAAAGCUCCAGCUCCUGCCGCGGACGCUUCCGAAGUCGGACGAGACCAAGGCAGACUCUACGCCAGCAACGUCAGAGGCUGGCCACUCGGAGGACGAAGGUGGGGACGCGCCGAGUGCGCUGUCAAUGACCGAGGCGGAAGCCAACGUCAGGACCAAAGAAGACUCGAAGGAGUUCUUCAGCAUCCGAGACCUGGACGAAGCGGAGGUCUAUUUCACGAAGCUGCCUACGGAACACAGGUUCCGAUUGGUCGAUAAGCUUGUCACGUCUGCCAUCGAGUCCAAGGAAGCCGACGCCCAACUCGUUGCCAGCUUGUUCAGCCGUGCGCUCUCGAGGAAUUCAUGCUCACCGCACUCGUUCGAGGAGGGAUUCAUGCCGACGGCGGAGAUUCUCGAUGAUAUUGCCAUCGACGCGCCGAAGGCCUUCGACCUGAUGGCGAUUAUGAUGAAGGGCGCUGGUUUGGACAAGGACGAGGAGCGUCGCGCACGGCUUGCCAGCAAGUCGAUGGACAGUGAUAAACUACUCGCGCUUCUUUCAUAGACGAUCCUUUUUGGUGUGUGUUUUCGUUGCUCUGAGUUCCUCGUUCUGUCGCUGGCAUCAUUACUGUAUCCUCACUGUUCCCAUUGCAUUCUUGUUAUUAUUUCCUCAGCAUCUGUGAUGUCUACCCUGCAUUAGUGUGUAACAUUUACAUAGCACAAUACUGCACGAUAAUCAUGAGCUGUCAUUCCCUUUCAUGCCAUAUUUAUGUCUUCACUCGUCUGCUUGACGAUACGACAGCCAGUCUUUACCGUCAAUACAAGAAUCAGAGAAUUCCCAUA